Molecule: messenger RNA, 1206 nt
Organism: Thalassophryne amazonica
Lineage: Eukaryota; Metazoa; Chordata; Actinopteri; Batrachoidiformes; Batrachoididae
Product: progranulin-like
Exons: 6
Coding region: 156-1037 (293 amino acids)
Cellular component (GO): extracellular region
Source: RefSeq, a predicted model, not a curated record
UAACGCCGUCUUUUACCACAGGCAGUCAUGUGAAAUUUGAGUUGACGUUAGUUCAGUGGGAGGGUGGAACCUACCAUAUAAAGUGCUGGGUUUUUUGAGAGGAGGAAGUGAGAAGCGUGUGUGAGAGAAAACUCAAAUCACUCUGCAGGCACAAGAUGUUGCUGCUCACUUUGUGGAUGUUUGUGGGAGUGACGGGGUGGAAUGUAGUGUCCUCCGUCCUGUGUCCCGAUGGGAAGCGCUGUCCUGAUUUAUCAACCUGCUGUCCCACCAGUCAUGGGUAUGGCUGCUGUAUUUACCCACAGGCGGUGUGCUGUGCCGACGGGUCUCACUGCUGCCCAUCGGGUUAUCACUGCAACUUGCUUACAAUGAUGUGCGAGAAAGAAAACCAGCCGUGGAUGAACGUGCCCAUGCUGAAGGAGCUGGCAGAGGGGGAACCACAAAAACCUGUUGAGAAACCCGACAACGCCCUCAUCUCGGACCAUUCUGUAGAGAAACAGAACUCAAAUAUUGUUUACUGUGACAACUAUCAUUACUGUUACGAUGGCACCACCUGCUGCAGAUACACUUUCAGUGGCUGGUACUGUUGCCCCUACUCCCCCGGUCAGUGCUGUCGGGAUGGCUUACACUGCUGUCCAUUUGGAUAUGACUGUGACUCCACCUUCACCCACUGUGUGAGGCGAAACCUUCGAUAUCCCUUCCUGGUGAAACAAGAGCAACUUUCCGUCCCUGCCUCUCACAUCUCAACUGUUGAAAACAACGACAGCCAUCAAGAGAUGCCUAUGAGGGCUCUAUCAGAGUCCACCAAGGUGGGAGUUAUUCGCUGUGAUUCUGAGUUCUAUUGCUCAGAUGGAACAUCUUGCUGCAAAGUACCAGGAUCAACCAGCCAGUGGAACUGCUGUCCAUAUAAACUGGGUCAGUGUUGCAACGAUGGUAAACACUGCUGUCCGUUUAACUACACCUGUGACCCGACCUCCAAGACCUGCCAACAAAAGUACAAUCAAGUGCCCUUUGAAACAAAACCCGCCAAGAAAGACUGAGGAGAUGUUAAGGUGUCUGUGCCCCAGAUGUCAUUUUGAUGGGUUUUUAUAUUUUCUGUAACAUUUUAACAGUGCUUCACAAAGACCAGUCACCAACAUGUAUGAGAUAUGGAAUCAUUUUAAGACUUAAAAAGAAUUUUAUUGAAUACAUUGCUUGUUUCGAACCUCA